CGUCUUCGUCUCUCAGAUCUACCAAAUAAUCAAUCACUAUCUUCUUCAUAUUCAUUUUCCCCAACUUUCUAUUUCUUUGACGAAACUUAAACUCUUAUCUCCUGUACUUCUCAAAUCACUCUUCAAUGGCGGUUUCUUCUCCUUCGUCGUCGUCUAUCUGUUUCAACACUACUCGAUUGCCUUCAUCUCGACCGAUUUCUUCUCCGUCGCGUCUCUUCCCAGUCACCAGCAUCUCCCCUCGCUCUCUACUUCUCAACGAUAGACGAUCGCUCUUAUCUUCCUCUGGUUCUCGCCUCCGAUUCUCUGCUCUCUGCGUACGUGAUUCUAAAGCAGCUGAAGUUACAGAAAGGUCGUGGGAAAGCUCGGUCCUGAAAAGCGAAACGCCGGUGCUAGUCGAAUUCUACACGAGCUGGUGCGGUCCAUGCAGGAUGGUCCACAGGAUAAUAGACGAAAUUGCUGGGGGCUAUGCUGGGAAACUAAACUGCUACGUCCUGAACGCAGACAGUGACCCGUUGGUAGCUGAAGAGUAUGAGAUUAAGGCUGUACCAGUAGUUAUGCUCUUCAAGAACGGGGAGAAACGAGAGUCCAUCGUGGGUACAAUGCCCAAAGAGUUCUACAUUUCCGCCAUUGAAAGAGUCUUGAACUCGUGAAGAAGGUAACAUCACUAUUGAUGAGAACUCUCUCAGUAGUACUUUGAUCAAGAUAUUGUUGGGAGAUUUAAAACACGCUUCACUGAGACAUAAGGAAGACUCUGAACCUCUUAUGUUUUCUUUCUUUUAGACUCUGUGAAUAUAACUGUUGGAUUUGCGAAAAAAAUGACUCAGGGGUUAUUGUGAAUACAUAUUUCUUCCUUCUUCAGUGAUCUAAGUUUCUUCCGUUUCGAUUUGCAUCUAGAUAACAUGCAGGACAAAAAUAAACGUAUUUUUCGGUUAAUGCCAAAUAAUUUAGACAUAAGUGUGUGAGUUUUGGAUUGGUUUUCCUAUAGUUUAUUUGUUUAUACUUAGUUCUUGAAAACUAAUGAUCGAACUAAUAUGGGUCUGUCUA
Molecule: messenger RNA, 1044 nt
Organism: Thlaspi arvense
Lineage: Eukaryota; Viridiplantae; Streptophyta; Magnoliopsida; Brassicales; Brassicaceae
Source: the annotation of a GenBank genome assembly